Messenger RNA from Annulohypoxylon truncatum, 1244 nucleotides. RefSeq lists its product as uncharacterized. The transcript is spliced from 2 exons. NCBI's taxonomy places the organism in Eukaryota, Fungi, Ascomycota, Sordariomycetes, Xylariales, Hypoxylaceae. The record is from RefSeq and is a predicted model, not a curated record. The coding region runs from base 305 to 1036 and encodes 243 amino acids. Gene Ontology annotation, molecular function: phosphopantetheine binding.
GUCUUCACCUCCAACGAAAAUUCAGGAGGGCAAGUGCUGUGGCAUCCAUCAUGAAAGUUGUGCUCUCCUUAGAAGCAGGCGAGAUCCCCCCAAAUGUCGGCGUCAAAAUGCUAAAUCCAAACAUUGACUUUACGAAUGCUAGGGUGGAGGUUGUGAGAGAGAGGCUACAACUUAGCCUAAAGAUAGACCUCGGAGGGCUAGUAUUAACUCAUCUGGCUUUGGAGGGGCCAAUGGUCACUGCAUUAUUGACCACGUCGGUGUCCUAGAUAUUGGCGAGCCGGGUCAAGACUCGGUGGCAGUGAAUAUGUUUGCGCAGGACAGGAUGCUAACGCUUUCGGAGGCAGAGUUCCUCGCUCGGCUGGAACCGGCGUUUCUUAACGCUCACGAUAAUAACAUGAGCAACAACAACGGUGGCGGCGACAACUGGAUCGGUCAAGCCGAGGACCCGCUUUCUGCCUCCAACAUUCUCACUUGUCUGGACCCGGGUGCCAUAGCGGCCAAGGAACACGACAAGGAGGUUGACGCAGACGGCGCGGGUCCAUUUAAUCCGUCAAAGAGAGUCGAACCUCGCUGGUAUAGUGACGCGCGCAUGUCACUUAUAAUGCGCGCUUUAGAGGACGCGCGACGGGACCUGCGCACGCGCAGCCCUCCAGGUGUCGCAGCGGUAGCACAAGAAGGCGACGACAACACCGGCAAGUCAUCCGUCGAGCGCAUCCGCCGGAAAUUCGACGCAGCCACUGCUGCAGGGACUCCGGAGCGCUCCAAGACAGCUGACUUCGUCGCGGGCGCCAUCACGACGGCAGUGGCCGAGAUGCUCUUCGUAGAUGUCUCGGAUGUGAAUCCGGCGCGGACCGUGGCAGACCACGGCGUUGACAGCUUCAUUGCGGCGGAGCUGCUGAACUGGUUCAGCGACGCGCUGAGAACGAAAAUUAAUAUGCGGGAAUUGCUAGAUGCGAAGACGAGCAUUGCGACGAUGGCGGGUUGGAUUGCCGACACAGCGUUGGCUAAGAAGCAAAAUUCGCGGGAAGAACAGUAAACCAGUCUUUCACUUUGUAAUGCAAGUAUUUACACUACCUACCUACUUGCAUAGACACCAUCGCUAAGACGCCGCCAGCUGUUCGCCGGGUGCAGAGCUCUAAGCCUGGUCUAUCAGACUUCAGGGCUUCUCUGACCAUUUGUCAAAUAUACACGAGGAAUGUCAAUAUGAAGGGCGUCCACACGUGUAAUAACUAAAUCUUGAAGUG